Synchiropus splendidus (mandarinfish) is the source of this 6002-nucleotide messenger RNA. RefSeq names its product glutamate decarboxylase 2 (gene gad2). Gene Ontology annotation, biological process: GABA shunt. Gene Ontology annotation, molecular function: pyridoxal phosphate binding; glutamate decarboxylase activity. Lineage: Eukaryota; Metazoa; Chordata; Actinopteri; Syngnathiformes; Callionymidae. Gene Ontology annotation, cellular component: cytoplasm. The record is from RefSeq and is a predicted model, not a curated record. The transcript has 16 exons. Bases 387 to 2135 code for a protein of 582 amino acids.
AAGUUCCGCACUCCGGCGGAGCGCUCGGGAUGUUCGCAGUCACGACGCCGCUCGUCAUGACGGGAUUUCACCGAUGACGCCUCGCCUUGGUUUGGAACGCAUCCGCCCUCUUUUCCUUUAAAACCCCAAAUGUGGGUCACUUUUUUUUUAGUAGUCCAGAAUCAGGGUUUUGAACUUGAAGCACUAGAUUUUCUCUCGGAGGACAAUUAAGCGGCUUCGCACCUGUCGGCAGCCUCCAUUUUUGCUUGUUUUUUCCUUUUUUUUAAUUCAAUGUGAAGGUUGUUCUUUCCCCCUAACCCAUGCGCCGCAGCUCGGAUUCGAACUCGCUGCAGGUGGGAGGUGGUUGAUGGGCUCCGACUCGUGCUGCUCCUGAACGCCCGGCACCGAUGGCUUCCCACGGCUUCUGGUCCCUCGGCGGAGAGACCCCCGGCAGCCAGAGCCCGAGCACCCCGCGAGCCUGGUGCCAAGCGGCGGCCCAGAAACUAUCCGGAGGGAUCGGCUCUAAAUUAUACGCGCUGCUAAAUGUCGGGGAGGUGGAGAAGACGGCGGAGCCGGACGCCAAGCAGCCGCCGCUGCCGCAGCCGGAGAGCGGCUCGUGCGGCUGCAACAAGACCUGCGACUGCACCAAAGCUCCGGUGGUUUUCUCUGACCUCUACUCAACAGAUUUGCUGCCUGCCAUGGACGGGGACACCAAAACCAUGACCUUCCUGCAGGAGGUGGUGGACAUUUUACUGGCCUACAUCGUGGAGUCCUUCGACAGAGACACCAAGGUGAUCGACUUCCAUUACCCCAACGAGCUGCUGCAGAUGAACAACUGGGAGCUGCAGCACGAGCCGGCCACCCUGGACGACAUCUUGAUCAGCUGUCGCGCCACGCUCAAGUACGCCAUCAAGACAGCCCACCCCCGAUACUUCAACCAGCUCUCCACAGGAUUAGACAUGGUGGGCCUGGCGGCCGACUGGCUCACCUCCACAGCCAACACCAACAUGUUCACCUACGAGGUGGCGCCGGUGUUCGUCCUGCUGGAGUACGUCACGCUGAAGAAGAUGAGGGAGAUCAUCGGCUGGCAGGACGGACGCGGGGACGGAAUCUUCUCCCCAGGUGGUGCUAUAUCUAACAUGUACGCAAUGCUGCUUGCUCGAUUCAAGAUGUUUCCAGAGGUGAAGGAGAAAGGAAUGUCGUCGGUUCCCAGACUGGUGGCCUUCACCUCCGAACACAGUCACUUCUCCAUCAAGAAAGGAGCUGCAGCGCUCGGCAUCGGCACAGAGAGCGUCAUCUGCAUCAAGGCGGACCAGAGUGGGAAGCUGAUCCCCGCGGACCUGGAGAGGCGGAUCCUGGAGGCCAAGCAGAAGGGCUUCGUUCCUUUCUUCGUGAGCGCAACAGCCGGAACCACCGUGUACGGAGCCUUCGACCCGCUCAUCGCCAUCUCUGACAUCUGCAAGAAGUACAACGUCUGGAUGCACGUGGAUGGCGCGUGGGGAGGAAGUCUGCUCAUGUCCCGGAGACAUCGGUGGAAGCUGGACGGAGUGGAGCGCGCCAACUCGGUGACCUGGAAUCCUCACAAGAUGAUGUCUGUCCCACUGCAGUGCUCCGCCCUGCUGGUCCGAGAGGAGGGGCUGAUGCAGAACUGCAACCAGAUGCACGCGUGCUACCUGUUCCAGCAGGACAAGCACUACGACCUGUCCUACGACACCGGAGACAAGGCGCUGCAGUGCGGCCGCCAUGUGGACAUUUUCAAGCUCUGGCUCAUGUGGAGGGCAAAGGGCACCAUCGGGUUCGAGGCCCAGAUAGACAAGUGUCUGGAACUGUCCGAGUAUCUGUACAACAAGAUCAAGGACCGGGAAGGAUACGAGAUGGUGUUUGACGGAAAGCCUCAGCACACCAACGUCUGCUUCUGGUACCUCCCCCCCGGGAUCCGCUACAUGGAGGACAAAGAGGAGAGGAAGAAACACUUGCACAAGGUCGCCCCGGUGAUCAAGGCCAGGAUGAUGGAGUACGGGACCACCAUGGUCAGCUACCAGCCGCAGGGGGACAAGGUCAACUUCUUCCGCAUGGUCAUCUCCAACCCUGCCGCCACCUUCGAAGAUAUCGACUUUCUGAUCGAGGAGAUCGAGCGGCUCGGCCAGGACCUAUAAGACUCCUCCACCCCGUGCGCUUCCUUUCUUUGGCGGAUGAAUAGUUUGUGGUGAAUGUACCGGUAACUUCUUUGCUUUCUCUCGCUCUCUUUCCUGCAAAGUAUCUAAGAGUAUAUUUGAGUCACAUAUAUAAAUAUAUAUAUAAAUAUAUAUUCACGUAAGAUGUAUCGUAGCUUGGCUGUGGACUCUCCUGGUCCAAAGUGCUUCUGUCUCCGAUAGAUGUAGUGUACGUGGUGUAAACGUUGUGGUCCGAAACGCUUGUGCAAUAGGUCGGUUCGAUUCCUGACCGGUGUGUCGUGGAGUGGCCAACGUGGCUGUGCUCUGUGGUUUAUUAACCUUCUGGUUUCAAAACAAGAAAAAAGCACUUCAGCUUACCUCAGCUUGAUCAACUGCCUUUACGUCUACACAGAACCAAGGGUCCGAACAGGACCGCGGAUCGGGUGCGUCGCGGUGGGGAUGGGAGAGAGAGGUCGGUUGGAAGGCUUCACCCAGUCAGCAGAAGAAGUGACUCUGACUCCUCAGAGCCCUUCAUUUUGCUUCCUGAGCCAAACCUGCACGACUUCCGUGCCGAGCUGUCCGUCUUGUAAAUAGCCUGAAUUAAAUUCAGCACUCAGCGGUUUCUACUCGGCCAGCGAGCCGGCGGGUUAGUCCAGGAGCGCCUCAGGAUCCAUGUUGUCCUGGACGCUUUUCUCAUGCUGUACAUCAGCAGCGGGCAGUGGAAAAGGACUGACUCAAACCAAUUUCUUCACCAAAGUUGAAUGUCCUUAAACGCGUCGGCUCCUCUGCUGUCACUUUGUAGCUGUGACUCUGAUUGGUCAGUUGGGAUCCAAAUAUUCUCCUGAAAUUGACAUCGAUUCACAGCGAAGCUGUCGACGUGUCCAUCAGUGCAAUAAUCCCCUGAGCAGUGACCUCAGGUGUCUGAGCUGCGGCCGAGUCUCUCCUGUGCUCAUGCCAACUCCUCUUCAUCCCUGACCGUGCUCGCGUCACUCACCUGCUGAUCACCAGGCUUUCUCACAUGACUCACAUGUCGCUCAAGACUCAACUCUCACUUGCCUACCCCGAGGUCGGGGCCUGUUGAACUGCCCGAAAUCUGACCUGCCAAGAGUCACAGGGAAGUCAGAGACGUUACUGGUGUGGUUUGCUGCCUCCUGUAGGGGGCGCCCUUCAGUGCCACAACUGAGAUUACUACUUUCACAAGCAAUAUUUGGAACGAACGGGGGCCAAAUCCGCACGCCGAACCCGACGACCUGUAGUGUAGGACAUUGGACGGCUCGAGUCACGGCAGAGACGACACUCUCCCCGGGUUCUGUAGCAUCGUCAUUAGAAGCCGUUAGAAAAGCACAACUAGUGUACAAUCACUUUUGAGCGUAGUGUGUAAAUAAACCCGGAGCUGUCCCGAGUAUAUGUUUGUAAAUGUACAUGUAUAUAAGACGUGUAUCAGAGACUAUUUGUGCGGUAGAGUCGCUCAUAUUUUCAGAAAGAAAUGACUUGUAUUUUCAUCCUGUGUGCGAGUGCGUGUGCAACUCUUCCGGUGGUGUUUUUUGGGGACUGGCUUUAACAAGGCGGCGUCACCACGAGUCCGACUCGGUGGUGUCGGGGGUUUUAAUAUGCAAAGCCAUUUUGACUCUGAAGCACUGUUUUUAUUAUUUGUGGCAAUCGUGUGUGUGUGUGUAUGUGUGCCAAUGUGUGUGUUGCCUUUGUCUCAAACCGCUGAUGUUGUGUAGUUUUCCUCCAGUGAGGAGGUCGUGCACUUUAGAGGUACCACUGUGUGCAAUGUCUGCUGGUUGUUCAAGAAUUCAUGUGAAAAUAUUGUACAGGAAAACGUCGCUGAAGCUCUUAAGUCUGAAUGUGUCGAGGGUCUGGUUUUGUUUUCAUCAUGGGAAGGGAAGUCCUGCUGCUCCAAAACACUCCAGCUCAAUACACAAAACCAAUAAGGAGAAUGAGUUUCAUGCACAAAUUGUGAUCUACUUCUUUUUUUUUUUUCCACGUCAUUGUUGAUGACAGUUUUUUGGGGCCAAAAACAAGUCACAAAUCAAGAACACAGCUGGGUGAUGAGGCCCUAUAAUCUUUGAUCUUUUUAAAGGACACCACGCAUUUUGAAUCUGAGCGCCACCUGCUGAGCUCUGGAAAUAAUUACAGUUUUGUGACCCUCGUUAGCUCCUCACUGCUACAAUCAGGUUACUUUGAAAUUGCUCCCGAAGUUUUUUUUUUGCACUUACCACAGCUGACCAGUAGGUGGCAGCGUGUGGCAUAACUUACCUCAUGCAUGAAAGGGUGAAUGUGAUGUGAGAAGUGACCACAUGACUGAUAAAGACUUCAGUACAGCACUGCACAUUUACAGCAAAAUAACGAUUAAAUAACUGUUUAUUGCUUUAUCUAAAUGUUUUAACUAAAAACCAACAACAGCCUCCAUUGAAAAACUGUAAAUGUGCUUUGAGUGCUACCAUGACCAUUAAUGCCACGUCCCCACCGAGUGGUUUGGGUCGGCUCGGGACCAAGAAUAAGGUUUUGGUGGGCGGGUCACGAGUGGUGGCGUCAUGACGUUGGUGUGUCACAGGCAGCAGAACCUUUUCGGCGCCUCGCACCGCUGGUCCCUGGCCGGUUAUUUCACCCACUUUAAAGGCUGUCGACCCGAUGCACCCGGUGGAAACGUAGCAUUAGCCAGUGAGUUGCUAGCAUGAACAUGGCUGACAAGAUACAGCAACGUCACAGUGAAAACUCCACUGGUUGUGCAGCCUGACUUCUGGCUCUUUUCAGGAGCAUAAAUAUGAUCUUGAUGUGAAUGGUCCGGAUGUUAAAGACAGAAAAAUCUGAUUUGUUUUAAAUGAAACUGAAACGUUUAAUUUCUUCUUCUCCUGUGAAAUGAACUGGUGAGUGACUCGUCGUGUUCGGUGAACACAUUAGUUCAUGAAUGAGUCAAAAGCACUAUCUUGUUGCAGUGACCAACACAGGCCGCCAGGGGGGCUGCAGCACUCUGGCACACUGACCUUCAAAUGACCUUCAAUUCCCCAAAUAUGACUUUUGCACUCAUGACUCGGUCCCCGAGUUUCUUUGACCAGUAGCGACGCCGUGACACGGUCGACGUCCGAGUCCGACGGCGGUUGCCUCGGAAGCCACUCUGUUUCUCUGCUGCUGCUGCUGCUGCUUUGACUCGCUUCUUUUUGCACGUUGCAUGCGCUGCCUUGCCUCUCCAGCUCGUCUCCUGUAUAUCUAUUUAUAUAUAUAUAUAUCCAUAUAUCUCUAUCUAUCUGGUGUGUGUAGCUCCUGUAAGUAGCUUGGCUGUGGACUGUAUAGCGUAUUAGCCUGUAGAUUAGUCGCGUGGGCCUUUACAUGUGAUCGGUGUGGCUUCUCUGUGCUGCUAGCAUGCUAACCUCGCCUGGCUCUCUUCUCUGCUCUCUCCUGUCUCCUCUGCUGUCGCUGCCAAUAACAGUAUUUAUACCCAGAUCUCUGUCUGUGUGUGUGUGUGUGUGUGUGUGUGUCGUCCCUCAGCAUGUCUCUCUGCUUCUCUCUGCUCUGCUCACGUAUUUAACCCUUUCUCUCUGCGGCUUCUCUGGUACCUGUGUGUCUUGGCCUUCUUCCUUCUCCGGGCCGCGUCCGUCCGACCGCCACGUCCGCUGGUGUCACGGCGUCCACCCGAGACCCUGGAGCCUGUGGGAUGUGCGAGAGUUCAGACGCCCGAUCAUCAAACCUGUCCAGCGUCUUUUGACAAUGAUUCCGUUGUAAUCAGACCAAGAUCUUCAGGGGGUUUUCUUUCACUCUAUAUGGUGCAAUCUUUGACUCUUCUGCUGAGCUUGGACUCCACAUCUGUUCGUCCUGAACUACAUGUUACUCUUUGGAAAGAACCAUAAAUAAAUAUUGUCAACACUG